Molecule: messenger RNA, 1784 nt
Organism: Phanerochaete carnosa HHB-10118-sp
Lineage: Eukaryota; Fungi; Basidiomycota; Agaricomycetes; Polyporales; Phanerochaetaceae
Exons: 1
Coding region: 749-1585 (278 amino acids)
Biological process (GO): siroheme biosynthetic process
Molecular function (GO): precorrin-2 dehydrogenase activity; protoporphyrin ferrochelatase activity
Source: RefSeq, a predicted model, not a curated record
ACAUAAACAACGAAUGAACACACCCAAAGAGCUGAAGGGAUGUGUUACGAAGUGCUUCUGGUAUGACUAGCACAACAAACGCGACAGCUCAAGACUCGUGCUUGCUGAGAGAAGCUCUUCCGGAGAGUAAGGACAGACUGGCGGCCAGAGCGCCAGGAAAAUGAAGGACUGGGACGGUCAACGUCUGCGCCUGCAAGACGCAAAAGGGUCAGAAAGAAGGGAGUAAAGGGAGGAAGAGGAGAACGAAGGUGAUGGAACGGAAGAGAGGGGGGAAGGGGAAGAAGGGAGUUUUAGCUUACCGAGCAGCUGCUGGAACAGCGUUGGACGGCACCGUGAUGGCAGCAGUGAAGGACACGGACUGAUCUAUCAAUAUCUUAGACCCAUGGUGAUAUAGGAAGUGCACGCAGUCUGGUUACAAUCGUGCCGGUCGCUAUGUUACGACCCAAUUGGUAUUUGAGAGGACAAACACGGCUCUAGGGAGCGCUCCAUGCAUGGUAUGCAUGAGAAAAUGCGCCGGUCGUCGCAACAGCAAAGUACAAAAACACGCCUGGACAAUUCGCCGCCGUCGAGUUCGCUGCUCUGCGUGCUGCAGAAACGUGGAUCGCCUCUUCCGUUCUAACUAUCUUUAUCCUUGAUCCGGUCGGGACGUGCAUGGCAUCUCGGUACACCGGCGCUCCGCGCUCCGGCAGGGCUCAGCGGCGUCCAGAGCACGAUACACCAGCCUAGACGACGACCACUCUGGCUUGCAAUGCCUGCAGACGUCUCAAAACUCUCCGGCGGCUCCUUGAUCAUUGCCUGGCAACUCAAAGACAAAAACGUUCUUAUUGUUGGCGGAGGAGAGGUCGCGGCAAGUCGCAUUGAAAACAUCCUCAUUGCCGAUGCUCGAAUCACUCUCAUCGCGCCUCGGAGCGGUCUGCAUCUACAGACAAAAGAAUACAUAGGUGCGACGUCGCGCAUCACGUAUCAUGACCGCACCUUUGCGGGCCCCGAAGACCUCGAAGGCGCAGAUAUGGUCCUCACCGCCAUAGACGAUGUGGAGAAGUCUCGCGAGAUCUGCGCGAUGAGCCGCGAGCGCAAGAUACCCACAAACGUCGCAGACAUCCCGCCCAACUGCGACUUUUACUUUGGCUCGCAGGUUAAGCGGCUGCCGCUGCAGAUUAUGAUCUCCACGAAUGGCAAGGGCCCGCGGCUCGCACACCUCAUUCGAAAGAAGAUCGAGGAUAGUCUACCCGAAGGCAUAGAGAAUGCGAUAGAGAAGGUGGGGGAGCUGCGCAGCAAGCUGAGAGAGCGAGCACCGGGGGUGGGUGGAGAUCUGAGCAAAAAGCGGAUGGGAUGGAUGACGGAUGUGUGCAACACCUGGGAACUGGAAGACCUGGCGUUGCUGAACGAGACAACGAUAGACAAAUUGCUGAAUGAAGGAUGGGAAAAGGACAGGGUCCCCAAUGCGGAGGAAGUCAUCCCAAAGGCGAAGCGGGCAGGUCAAAUCCAGUUGCCGUUCAGCUUACUCGUCCCCAUCACCGUCGGUUUCUUUGUGGGGGUAGCAUGUACCGCUGUUGCCGUGCAUAGACUGGGUUCAAGACGGUGACAGGAAAUCGGGAGGUCAGUUUGUUCUACCGUAGGACUUGGUGGCACAUUGUAGCUGUAGGAGAAGUAUUGCGUGAAUGUACAUCAUUAUUUAUGAGUGUAUCUUCUAUAUCGUGAACAUAGGGCUCUCCGGGCUACAACGGGCUGAACUAUGACUCGUGUGCUGUGUAAGGUCAACGGACGGCGGGAGCGAGAUGCUG